CAUCAAUCACUUCGAGUUGACCUUGGGCGUUGUGCACCUCCUCUUUCCGCCCAUCUCCUGUCGGAUCGUUGUUGAUCGCUCGGAUGCAAGCAAGACGUCAUGUCUAUACUGAGACUGUUCUUCUGCGUUGCCGGGAUCUAUGCUUCGUAUCUACUCUGGGGCAUAGCUCAAGAGCGACUGGCUUCGCCGUUCCCCCGGUAUCCUCCUCAUUCGCCGAGCGACCCCUCGCACCCCGGUCUUCAUACCUCGCAAGAUCGGUUCCCCUCAUCGGCAUUUAUCACAACAUGUCAGGCCUUUGCGUCUUGCACAUGUGCGCUGGUUUACUUGAUAGUCGAGAGGAGCCGUAAAGGAGGAAAAGGAGGAUUCAAGACGUUGGUUGGAUGGGAGCAAGAAGCUGUGAUCACGGGUGCGAACGGAUCUGUUUGCAAUGGCUCUAGCGAAGAGAAGACAUCAACACCCCUUGCGAGAAAGCAACUGGCGGAGACGAGCUGGACCCGCAGAUUGCCGGUCUUGCUACUCAGGGUCGGGAUCUGCCAGAGUCUGGCGGCACCCAUCGGGUUCAUGAGCUUGAGGUAUAUCAGCUAUCCGACCAUGGUCCUCGCCAAGUCCUGCAAGCUUAUCCCAGUCCUUCUGCUCAAUGUCGUCCUCUACCGACGCAAAUUCAAGCCGUACAAAUACGUCGUGGUCCUGCUCGUCAGCAUCGGGAUCUCAAUGUUCAUGUUCUUCGGCAAAAGCAGCAGGAGCAAGGGCAAAGGAAGUUCGAACAGCUCCUUCGGAUUAGCGCUUCUCGGCUUCAAUCUCAUUCUGGACGGGCUGACAGCGUCGACCCAGGACGAGCUCUUCGCCCUCUACCCCCGUUUCACCGGCAAACAGCUCAUGUUCACCAUGUCCUUCUUGACACUCUGUCUCUCUCUGCCCGUCUUGCUGGUUCCACCUGCCUGGCCUUCGCUUGCCAUCCAUACCAUUGCUCGGACGGUCAAUCUACCCGAGCUGUUGAGUUUAACCGGAGUGCCCCCUCACAUGCAGAACACACCUUCGGAACCGGUCAUGUUCCAGUGUUUGCACUUUCUUUCGACACACCCCUCGGCAUUCUGGCCGUUGGCUCAAUAUGCGCUGCUAGGAGGACUCGGUCAACUAUUCAUCUUCGAGACCAUCUCGCACUUUGGCAGUCUCACGCUGGUCAUGGUCACGGUCACUAGGAAACUGUUCACCAUGUUGUUGAGCGUGUUUGUAUUCGGUCACUCGCUGGCGCUCGGCCAGUGGAGCGGUAUCGGGGUAGUCUUCGCAGCGAUCGGGCUAGAGGCGGGUGUCAAACGAUCAGAGAUCAUGACCAAAAAGAUCGCCGACGAAAAGAAAAAAUCGCGCCUAAAAGCAUUGUAGUCCUGUAUCGGCUU
Messenger RNA from Filobasidium floriforme, 1394 nucleotides. Its product is annotated as putative UDP-galactose transporter. Lineage: Eukaryota; Fungi; Basidiomycota; Tremellomycetes; Filobasidiales; Filobasidiaceae. Gene Ontology annotation, molecular function: UDP-galactose transmembrane transporter activity; UDP-glucose transmembrane transporter activity. Gene Ontology annotation, biological process: UDP-galactose transmembrane transport. The record is from RefSeq and is a predicted model, not a curated record. The transcript is spliced from 6 exons. Gene Ontology annotation, cellular component: Golgi membrane; endoplasmic reticulum membrane. The coding region runs from base 100 to 1380 and encodes 426 amino acids.